This is a messenger RNA of Thecamonas trahens ATCC 50062, 3186 nucleotides long. RefSeq lists its product as uncharacterized. Gene Ontology annotation, molecular function: microtubule binding; ATP hydrolysis activity; microtubule motor activity. The record is from RefSeq and is a predicted model, not a curated record. NCBI's taxonomy places the organism in Eukaryota, Apusomonadida, Apusomonadidae. Gene Ontology annotation, cellular component: microtubule; kinesin complex. The transcript has a single exon. Bases 26 to 2998 code for a protein of 990 amino acids. Gene Ontology annotation, biological process: microtubule-based movement.
CGACCAUCGCACCUCACCGCAAGCCAUGGCACUCCCGGAAACAACGUAUGUCUCCACCACGCUCCGUCUCCGCCCUCUCAAUGACUCCGAUGCUCGCCGCGUUGCCGAGCUUGCCGAGCGUGGAAUGCCCGAGUCGGCAGGGGCGGCUUGCUCGCUGGCGGCACUACCGGACAACGCCGUCGAAGCGAGCCAGGACGAGAUAUACCACGCCGGUGCUGCUCCGGUUGUAUCCCAGUGGCUUGCCGGCUACGAUGCAGCGGUCAUGGCGUACGGCACGACCGGAUCCGGCAAGACCCACACCAUGAUUGGACCCGAGUCCGACCGCGGCGUGAUGUGGAGGGCGGCCCGCGCCGGGCUCAACGCGCUGGCCAACGGCGACACCAUGCACCUCUCGGCGUACGAUCUGUAUUGCGGCCGUGUCCAAGACAUGCUGUCCAAAGAUCGGACUAAGCUUAAGGUGCGGGCGAGACCGUGCGAGUCGAUAACCGACCAGCGCGCUGGUUGGCGUGGCGUGGCUGAGGGCGCAACCGUUGUCGAGGUGCCCGACGAGGCCGCGUUUGACGCCGCCAUGGCCAGAGUCCUCCACAACAGAACAGUGUGGAUGACGUACAUGUCAGCAGCAUCGUCGCGAUCGACUCUCUUUAUCUCUCUCACUCUCACCCAGGCCGACGGCACCUCGGCAUCGCUGCACCUCGUCGAUCUUGCCGGCGCCGAAAACGUCCACGACGCCCGCAUCGCCGGCCCAGUCCAUCUUGCCGAGUCCAAAGCCAUCGGUCGAUCGCUCGACGCGCUCGUCAGAGUCGUUCUGGCGCUUGUGGAGAAGAGGAAGCACGUGCCGUACCGCGACUCGCGGCUGACGAUGCUCUUACGGACCGCGCUCGGCGGCAACGCCUGCGCCUCGCUCAUCGCCACUCUUGUCCCGCUCGAUGUUGACGCCGGCCGCAACUCCACCACCCUCAAAUUUGCAGCCGCCAUCGCUCGCGUUCGCAACGUUGCCGUGCCGGCCGGCCAGUCUGCCGAUGCCCAGGCGAGAGCGGAGGCGAUGCGUGAGGCCGACAUGGCUACGAUCGCGCCGCAGCCGCUGGCGUGGACCAGGACCGAGUCAGCCGCCGCCGGAUGCGGGGUCAUUGAGGUCAUCAUGCCGUGGGGUGCACCUGUGGCCUGCAUUGCCACUUCGCCGGAAGAGUGGCACUCGUCGCGCGGUCUUGUUAUCGCUCUGCAUGGAUAUGGCAAAACGGCAAGCGCCGACAGCUGGAAGUGGGGCAUCGAGGCGUACGCCGACGCCGGCUACGCCGUCAUCGCCAUCAACAUGCCCGGCUUUGGCGGCUCGCCCGGCCCGCGAUCCAAGGCCCGUUCCGAGGACGUGACUGCACCGGGCGGCCCGCUCGCUGUCGUCGUCGCCGUCCUCAACGCCGUGGGUUGGACAGCACCGGUUGCGGUACUCGGCUACGACUGGGGGGCGGCCAUUGCGCUCGAGUUGGCCAAGUCGCGCCCGUGGCGGGUGGCGGCGCUCGUUCUCAUGCACGCCAUGGUGACCGAGACCAAGCGGUACCUCAAGAUCAAGACGCCAAGCCUUAUCCUAUGGGUCCCCACCGACGUCUUUCACCCGCGCAAGACCGCGGUCGCGCUGCAUCGCGCGCUGAAAUCAGCCUCGCUCUCCUUCUUCCACGCCGGACAAUACAAGGCGAGCAAGACUCGCGGCAACUAUGCGUGCGUGGCAGACCAGCUUGUGCCGCUUGCUGUCGCACAUGUCGACGCACAUCUCUCGGGCGUCGCCGUUCCAGCACAGUCGACCGCGCCACCGGCAUCGCUGCCGCUCUCAGUUGCACCGACUCGCGAGUUGCUGAUCCAGGAUGCGGUGGCAAUGGUGCGGGCCUGGGACGAUGACGGCUCGCUCGGGGAGCGCAUCUGCGCAGUUGUCCACCUCCACAUCGGGUCGAGUGCACCACAGCUCAAGCGCGAGUCGGCUGCAGUCUUUGCGGCGCUUCCGAUCAUUGGCACAAACCGCGAGACAACGUCGGCUGAGCUUGUUGCUCUUGGAGUCUGGGCAAGUGCACCGAUCGGUGUCGACGCCCUCGCUCCGCCGCCGUCGCUCGAGCCUGGUUCGCGGCUGGCAGUCAGCUCGAGGCACAUCCGCCCGCUGGUCGAGCCGCCCGGAGCAUAUCUGGCGUACGAUGCUGAGACCGACUACGGCGAGGCGUUCACCAACCAGCUGUGCACGGUUGUAUCUUCCAAUGAGACAACCGUGCGAGUCGCUAUCCCGACAGCCGAUGGUGGAAACGCCGAGGUGACGCUUGAUCGGGAGGCGGCCGAGCGCGGUUCAAUCUAUGGCGUUCCUGGCUACUUGAGCAGGCAGCCAAAUGGGACGCUCGUUUUCGAGGACUUAAUUACGGCUGACUACUCGGUGCCGGCCAUGCGCGCCAUCAUGCUCCGCGCGGCGCUUCAGCUGGAGAGCGUGGCCAUCCAGAUCGAGGUCUCCUGCGACGGCGACGAGGCUAUCAACGAUGCGGCUCGGGCGGCUGUCCCGUUUGUGGUGUGGUCGACGGUGGACAUGAGCCGGCUUCAGGAUGGGGUCGAUCGGCGGCGGAACACCUCGCACAGGGUGGAGCAGCUGGUGACCGGAGGGCAGGGCCACUGCCACGGGCUUAGCUCGGCCAUGGCAGCGCUCCUCCUCCCGUUCUGCGACCUGCUCGGCAUGCGGGUGGCGUACUGUCGUGGCUACACGCUGAGAUCUGACGACGAUGCUGUCCGCAACGACGUCGAUCGCCACCAGUGGCUGCAGAUCUCGAUGCUACCAAGCGGGCGGAGCUACACGUGCGACGUCUCGCGGUACGGCUUGCCUGCGCCGCAGCAGCAACACGACCGCAGCACACUGGCGGCCGAGACUGUGGCGUUGGCGGCCGAGGCCGGAGCGUUAUUGGCUUCACCAGAACUCGCGCUCCCAAUCGAACUGGCAUACAGUCUGGCCGGCGCCCGAUAUGUGGCCCUUGGGUGCUGAUUGAAGGGAAGCAGCGCCAGGUGCUGAGUGUUCAUUGAGCGUGUUCGGGCCGAGUUCGGCGCAUCGAGCCGGGUUUGGGGAAGCAGAUGUGAAGCUACUGUUUGGCAGCCUUGCGCAGCUCCUUAUUCUUCUUCUUGAGCUCCUUGUACUUGCGCUCGGCCUCGGCGGCGCGGACGAGAGCAUCCUCC